UUGGAUUGAGGUCUGACAACUGAUUGCAAGUUGAUUGCAAGGGCACUGAAAAAUUAAUCUGUCGUUGAGGUCAGCAUAGGGGGAACUAAAGUACGACGGCAGCGUCCAAUUGGAGACGAUCCGAAAGAUGUAGACAACCGAACAGUCUAUGUGGAACUUCUGCCCAAGAAAGUAACACACGACUGGCUAGAACGAGUGUUUACCAAAUGUGGAAAUGUGGUUUACGUCAGCGUGCCGAGAUACAAAACCACGGGACACUCCAAAGGGUUCGCCUUCGUUGAGUUUGAGACUGAAGAGGAAGCACAGAAAGCCAUAGAGAUGCUGAACAACCCUCCAGAGGACGCCCCCAGGAAACCUGGCAUCUUCCCAAAGACCAAGAACAGGAAGCCUAUCCCCAAUCCACCCUCCCUGAACACCACGCUAGACGAGGAAGAGGAGAAGAAGAGGAAGAGGAGGAAGAAGAAGUCCAGGGGGAGCACCAAAGAGGAUGCCCCGUCACAGGCGGAGACAACAGCCGAGGGUGCAGAGGUUGUAGCACUUGCAGGGGGCACAGAUAAAGCCAAAAAGCUAGAGAAGAAGAGACGGCGGUCCCAGGCAGGGGGGAGCUCAGAGAGUGACGUCCAGGGAGACAUGCCGGCCAAGCUGAGAAGGAUGAGCGAGGGGGAGGAGGGAAAGGUGAAGGAGGAGGACAAGGUGAUGGGGAGUGAUGGGAAAGAUCUGCCUGUCAAGGAGGAGAAGGAGGAAGAGGAGGAGAAGAUGGACGACUCCCUGCUAAAAGCUAAGAGGAAGAGGAAGAAGAAGCACAAGGAGAGGGUGAAGAUUGGUGAAGAGGUCAUUCCUCUCCGGGUUCUCUCCAAGAAAGACUGGCUGAAGCUGAAGGUGGAGUAUCUGACCCUGCAGAAGAGGAGCAUGGGAGCUCUGAAGACGUGCCUGACCAAGUUCCACAACAAGGGGGCAGGAGGAAAAAUGGAGAUGGACACCAGUCUCCAACAGAAACAGACAUCUGAGGAGAGUAAGAAGGCAGGUGAAAAGGAGACUCCCCCCGGGCCUCAGUUUGAGAGUGGCUGCAUCGUCAGGAUCACCCACACCAAACCCUUACCUGGCAGAAAAGUAAUCAAGGACGCUCUCUCUGAGGUGUCCCCAGUGGUGUAUGUGAACACCCUAGAGGGGGACGCCGAGGGUCACGUCCGCUUCAAGACUCCAGUUGAGGCCAAGGCCAUCAUUGACGCUCGCACCGAGCUGCAGAACAAACACAGCUGGCAGCUGGAGAUCCUCUCUGGCGACCAUGAACAAAGGUACUGGCAGAAGAUCCUGGUGGACCGCCAAGCUAAGCUGAACCGGCCCAGAGACAAGAAACGAGGAACAGAGAACCUAAUUUCCAAAGACGAGAAAAUCAUCAUAGCCCGAGCCAAGGAGGCCACUAAGCACAUCCGCUUCAUGGAAGACUGA
Messenger RNA from Coregonus clupeaformis (lake whitefish), 1449 nucleotides. Its product is annotated as la-related protein 7. The transcript is spliced from 2 exons. The record is from RefSeq and is a predicted model, not a curated record. Lineage: Eukaryota; Metazoa; Chordata; Actinopteri; Salmoniformes; Salmonidae. Gene Ontology annotation, biological process: RNA processing. The annotation marks the transcript as partial. Gene Ontology annotation, cellular component: nucleus. Gene Ontology annotation, molecular function: mRNA binding.